AUGACGGCGCAGCUGCUGGUUGAGGUCGUGCGGGAUUCAAACCGGAUUUUAAGUCUUGAUCUGGAAGAGCUUGAGGAUUCGGAAGGGCAAGCCGGCGAGGCGUUGGAAGAAAUUCAAAGUGGUAGAAAGCGGAUUACACGGAUGAUGCUCGAAAAAGUUCAGGAAACGGUUCCGCAGUUUGGUAUUGAACUCGUCGAUAUUCAGAUAAAGCGAAUCAACUAUGUAGACGAAGUCCGCAAGAAGGUCUUUGAUCGCAUGGUUUCGGAACGUCAACGGAUCUCUGAAAAGUACAAAUCGGAGGGUGAAGGUGAAGCCGCUGACAUCAUGGGGCAAAAGCAGAAGGAGUUAGAGCGGAUCCAAUCUGAAGCCUAUAAGGAAGCCGAGCAGCUUAAAGGAACCGCAGAUGCGGAAGCCAUCCAGAUUUAUGCCGAAGCACACGGUCAAGAUCCGGAGUUUUUCGCCUUUAUCCAAACCCUUGAAACCUAUCGCCAAACAACCAACGAUCGUACGAAACUUAUCUUAACAACGGAUAGCGAUCUCUAUCGGUAUCUCAAAAGCAGUGAAGUACUCAGGCGUUGA
This is a messenger RNA of Geodia barretti, 579 nucleotides long. The record is from the annotation of a GenBank genome assembly. NCBI's taxonomy places the organism in Eukaryota, Metazoa, Porifera, Demospongiae, Tetractinellida, Geodiidae.